UUAUUCCAAAAGGGAGCUAAGACUUGAUCCACUCCCAUCAUGAUGCUAUUUCUAAACCAAAAAAUACUGAGACACUUGGCUUUCUGCAUUUAAAUGGCAGUAUAAUUAGAAAUAUAUUUAAACUCUGUGUUUUGAAGCCUGUAAAAACCCCAAUCCCUCUUUUGAUGAAAAAAAACCCCUAAUCCCUUUAAUUAUAAGAAGUAAUGGAGGUUUUGAAGAAGCGGAAGACGGCGGAGGGCAGCGAUGGAAGUAGCACGCAAGAAUAUCUGCGUUCUCUUCUCGACCCGCUUAACAAAUUCCAGCUCGUUGAUCUUCUCUUAAGAUUAGGGUCUCAAUAUCCUUCCAUUGCCGAAGAAAUUAAAAGUCUAGCCAGUGCAGAUCCAGUACAUCGAAAGCUUUUUGUUCGUGGCCUUGCAUGGAAUGCCGCUUCAGAAACGUUGUGUGCUGCAUUUCGAGAGCAUGGUGAAAUAGAAGAAGGGGCUGUUAUUUAUGACAAGGAAACCGGAAUUUCUCGUGGCUUUGGUUUUAUCACUUACAAACAUAUCGAAUCAACACGAAGUGCACUGAAAGCACCAAGGAAGCUAAUCAAUGGUCGGUUUGCUGUCUGCAAUUUAGCAUGUGAAGGAUUUAGUGGGGCGAGCACAUCACCUGAUUUAGCCCAGAGAAGACUCUAUGUUUGGGGAUUGUCACCAGAGGUCAGUACUGAGAUGCUGCUUAGCUUUUUUGGAAGGCAUGGUGAGAUUAAAGAAGGUUCAGUUGCCUAUGACAAAGAGACUAAUAAAUCACGUGGGUUUGGUUUUGUCACGUACAAGACAGUGGAGGCUGCAAAGAGGGCAAUAGAUGAUCCACUGAAGCUUUUAGGGGGUAGAAGUAUCACUGUGAAGCUUGCGGAUACAAAACACAAAGGUAAAACAGCACAAACUCCUGCACCAUUAGUUCCGGUACCUGGACCAGAUACAGGCUGUCACACACAGUCUGGAAAAGCACAUCCCGCUCCUGACCUUGUCGGCUACUCGUACCCUCAAAAUAUGGCAACAUUCCCUGGGUCUUCUUACCCAAGUCACUCAACGGUACCUACUGCUCCUUAUCCUCCACUGUCUCAAUAUCCAAAUCCACUUUUCGGUAUUACCGAAGAGUCACUUGGAACACCAGCUCAAAUGGGAAUAAGAGGCUCUUCCUACCCGAAUCCUCCAAUGGCACCUGCUACUCCUUGUCCACCACAAUCACAACUUUCAUAUCCACUCGUCGAUAUUACGAAAGAACCAUUAAGAUCACCACCAAAAGAACGACUAGGAUCACCAGCUCAAAUAGGAAUAGGCGGGUCUUCCUCCCCAAAUCCUCCAACUGCACCUGUUACUACUCAUCCUCCGCAAUCUCAAUUUUUUUAUUCACUCGUCGGUAUUAAGAAAGAACCGCUAGGAUCACCACCGAUAGAACCACUAGGAUCACCAGCUCAAAUGAGAAUAGGCAGGUCUUCCUACCCGAAUCCUCCAACUGCACCUGCUACUCCUUAUCCUCCACAAUCUCAAUUUUCUUAUCCACUCGUCGGUAUUAAGAAAGAACCGCUAGGAUCACCACCGAUAGAACCACUAGGAUCACCAGCUCAAAUGAGAAUAGGCGGGUCUUCCUACCCAAAUCCUCCAAUGGCACCUCCAACUCCUUAUCCUCCACAAUCUCAAUUUUCGUAUCCACUUGUCCGUAUUAAGAAAGAACCGCUAGGAUCACCACCGAUAGAGCCACUAGGAUCACCACCGAUAGAAUCACUAGGAUCACCAGCUCAAAUGGGAAUAGGCGGUUCUUCCUACCCAAAUCCUCCAAUGGCACCUGCUACUCCUUAUCCUCCACAAUCUCAAUUUUUGUAUCCACUCGUCCGUAUUAAGACGGAACCAUUAGAAUCACCACCGAAAGAACUACUAGGAUCACCAGCUCAAAUGGGAAUAGGCGACUCUUCAUACCUAAAUCCUCCAAUGACACCAGCUACUACUCAUCCUCCACAAUCUCAAUUUAUGUAUCCACUCGUCGGUAUUAAGAAAGAACAACUAGGAUCACCACCUCAAAUGCGAAUUAGAGGGUAUCCAUAUUAAAUACUGGAACAAUGAUUUAUGCACAAAGGAGUUAACAUAUUUUCUAGCUUUGCCCCUUUUUGAUUCCUCUCUGUAGGUAAGUGAGGUAUUAUAGUCAUCAAAUAAGACUCAGUAGUUUGAUUAGAGCCAAUUUUGGGAUCUUUAAAAAGGCAACAAAUAAAAUUUUCUUUAUCAUCAUUUUAUUAUUCGCAUACUGUUUAGUUUGCUUUCUGUCUCUGAUUAAAUUCAGUUUACUGUGUUGUAAUCUAAUUUUCGAAGUAGGCAUUAAUGGUUGAAUAGUAUGAUAUGUACGUGGGAUCCGGGCUUGUGCCGAAUAUUGUUCAUUGUCUUUGUUAAGUGUGGACUGUAUGUAUAUCUGUAAGGGAUUGUUUGGUUGUUUAAAAAUGAAAGAGAAUGAAAAUAAAAACGAGAAUGAACGAUUAUUAA
Molecule: messenger RNA, 2510 nt
Organism: Mercurialis annua (annual mercury)
Lineage: Eukaryota; Viridiplantae; Streptophyta; Magnoliopsida; Malpighiales; Euphorbiaceae
Product: leucine-rich repeat extensin-like protein 5
Exons: 6
Coding region: 204-2084 (626 amino acids)
Molecular function (GO): RNA binding
Source: RefSeq, a predicted model, not a curated record